UGUCAAAUGUCGAUUUUCUUAAUGUCAAAUGUCGAUUUUCUUAAUUUCAAAAAAUGAUUGACAAAUUAUUUAAAAUAUUUAUUAAAUCUAUUAAUUAUCGAUCUGUUAUUUAGUUCGCCAAUAAUUUCCACAUACAUUUAUUGGCUGUAUUGUGUUAUUUGUGACUAAUUUUUGUGUUAUGCGUUGCAACAGACGUUGCUUAGAUUACGUUUUUGUUGCAUAAGUAUGAUUUAUCUGUAAAUAUAAUAAUUAAACCACUUGGUAUAUCAUAUUAAAAUGUUUUCAAAACUCUUUAAACCGUUUAAAAGUCACCGAUGUUUUCAAACGUUGAGAUAUUAUAGCAACCAGCAAAUACCGGAUCCUACUCCAAGUGACGCAGUUGUGCUCAGUGAAACAUGUGUAAAAAGACUAAAGGAGCUAUGUCAUGAUAAUGUAUUUUUGAGACUUUGUGUAGAGAGUGGAGGAUGUUCAGGAUUUCAAUAUAAAUUCAAUUUAGAUGAUAAACUAUCAAAUGAUGACAAAAUUUUUGAAAGAGAUGGAGUGAAGGUUGUUGUUGAUGAAACAUCAUUAGAGUAUAUAAAAGGCUCUACCAUAGAUUAUCACACUGAAUUAAUAAGAUCAGCAUUCCGGGUUGUGAAAAAUCCAAAUGCUGAUGUGGGUUGUUCCUGUGGAGCUAGUUUUGCAAUAAAAAUUGAUUAGGUAGCUAUUUAUUAUUUUAAAUGCAAUAAGUUUGUACAAAUGUAGUGUCUAGGAUAAAUUAAGUAAAUUGCAGAAAAUG
This is a messenger RNA of Zerene cesonia (dogface butterfly), 778 nucleotides long. RefSeq names its product iron-sulfur cluster assembly 2 homolog, mitochondrial. Lineage: Eukaryota; Metazoa; Arthropoda; Insecta; Lepidoptera; Pieridae. The coding region runs from base 277 to 699 and encodes 140 amino acids. Gene Ontology annotation, biological process: iron-sulfur cluster assembly. The transcript has 2 exons. The record is from RefSeq and is a predicted model, not a curated record. Gene Ontology annotation, cellular component: mitochondrion. Gene Ontology annotation, molecular function: 4 iron, 4 sulfur cluster binding; 2 iron, 2 sulfur cluster binding; iron ion binding.